This is a messenger RNA of Phacochoerus africanus (Common warthog), 2957 nucleotides long. RefSeq names its product sphingosine-1-phosphate receptor 2 (gene S1PR2). Bases 212 to 1267 code for a protein of 351 amino acids. Gene Ontology annotation, biological process: sphingosine-1-phosphate receptor signaling pathway. NCBI's taxonomy places the organism in Eukaryota, Metazoa, Chordata, Mammalia, Artiodactyla, Suidae. Gene Ontology annotation, molecular function: sphingosine-1-phosphate receptor activity. Gene Ontology annotation, cellular component: membrane. The transcript is spliced from 2 exons. The record is from RefSeq and is a predicted model, not a curated record.
GGCGAGUGGGGGCCGAGGCGGCGCCUCUCCCCGUCCCCCUCUAUCCCGCGUCCCCAACCGGGACGCAGUGGAGCCCGGCGGGCGGUCCCAGCCCCAGCCGCGGCCGUCCCGGGGACGCAGACGCCAAAGCCCUUCGGGCCAGGGCAAGGACCCAGGCCGGCCUAGCCAGCUGUGACAGCCCCAUGGCCCCGGUCGGCCACUGAGCCCCACCAUGGGCAACCUAUACUCAGAAUACCUAAGCCCCAGCAAGGUCCCAGAACACUAUAAUUAUACCAAGGAGACGCCAGUCACAGAGACGCCCUCCCGCCAGGUGGCCUCAGUCCUCAUCAUCAUCCUCUGCUGCGCCAUUGUGCUGGAGAACCUGCUGGUGCUCAUCGCGGUUGCCCGCAACAGCAAGUUCCACUCGGCCAUGUACCUGUUCCUGGGCAACCUGGCUGCCUCAGACCUGCUGGCAGGCGUGGCCUUCAUAGCUAAUACCUUGCUCUCGGGCCCGUUCACACUGAGGUUGACCCCUGUGCAGUGGUUUGCUCGAGAGGGCUCUGCCUUCAUCACGCUCUCCGCCUCCGUCUUCAGUCUCCUGGCCAUUGCUAUCGAGCGACAAGUGGCCAUUGCCAAGGUCAAGCUCUAUGGCAGCGACAAGAGCUGUCGCAUGCUGCUGCUCAUCGCCGCCUCGUGGCUCAUCUCAAUGGUUCUCGGCGGCCUGCCCAUCCUUGGCUGGAACUGCCUGGGCCACCUAGAGGCCUGCUCCACUGUCCUGCCGCUCUACGCCAAGCCCUACGUGCUCUGUGUGGUAACCAUCUUCUCUGUCAUCUUAUCAGCCAUCGUAGCUCUGUACAUCCGCAUCUACUGCGUCGUCCGCUCCAGCCAGGCUGAUGUGGCCGGCCAGCAAACGCUGGCCCUGCUCAAGACCGUCACCAUUGUGCUGGGCGUCUUCAUCGUCUGCUGGCUGCCCGCCUUUAGCAUCCUCCUCCUGGACUACGCCUGUCCCGUCCGGGCCUGCCCCAUCCUCUACAAGGCCCACUACUUCUUUGCCUUUGCCACCCUCAACUCUCUGCUUAACCCUGUCAUCUACACGUGGCGCAGCCGGGACCUGCGGCGGGAGGUGUUACGGCCGCUGCAGUGCUGGCGGCGGGCGGCUGGGGGGCAAGGACGGAGGGACGGGACCCCGGGCCACCGCCUCUUGCCCCUCCGCAGCUCCAGCUCCCUGGAGAGGGGCACGCACAUGCCCACAUCACCCACAUUUCUGGAGGGCAACACAAUGGUCUGAGGGCCAAGUGGGCUGACAGUUAGGCUACGUGGAGAGUCACUGGGUGACGUGGGGCUACCAGGCAAGGGGCCCCCACUCCACAGCCUGGGGUGAUGUUGAAGAUAUUUCACACCUGGUAUGGCCAACUCGGUAUGCCAUGCCAGUCGGAUGGCAGAGCUGCAGCAGGGUCCCAGAGGCCAGCGCGGUGGCCCGUGUGACCUCUUCGGAACUGGAUCUUGGGGAGGAUGGGGGAGGGGGGACCCGGAAAGGGCCCAGGGGACAGUAGGUGGGUGCUCAAGAAGAGCACAGAGGGAGUUCCCGUUGCGGCUCAGCAGCUUAAGAACCUGACUGGUAUCAAUGAGGAUGUGGGUUCAAUCCCUAGCCUUGCCCAGUGGGUUAAGGAUCUGGUGCUGCCAUGAGCUGCAGUGUAGGUCGCAGACACUGCUUGGAUCUGGCAUUGCUGUGGCUGUGUCAUAGGCUGGCAGCUGCAGCUCUGAUUUAACCCCUAGCCUGGGAACUUCCAUAUGCUGCAGGUACAGCCCUAAAAAGACCAAAAAAAAAAAAAAAAAAGCACAGCACAGGAGCGAUUUCCCACCCAGUACAGAGGAUUUCAACAUUUCACAACCGUCUGCCUUCCCCUCCACCCUGUGCCCAGACUUCCCUCUCUGAAUUUACCCCCUUUGCCACCUCCUUGCGAUCUCAGAGGCCACUUCCCUGGAACCACUGUCCUGAGGGGCUGGAGACCUCCUCCCUGACCGUUCUGGGCAGUCCCGGAUGACAGUUCCCCGGGUUCCAAUCCACAGCUUCCCUAAAUCUCACCAGCUGCCACUUUGUUGACUUCUUCCCUUUCUUUCUGCCAGGAAACCACGUGGGGAUGGGGGACUAAACCCCAUUCUCAGACCUCAUUGGCCAUUUGCACUAUUUGGGGCACGGGGGAAUCACUGAGGUCUGGAAAAACCGGUCUGGGGGACUGAGGAGAGCUCCGGGCCUCCCAAGGGGGGCAGGGUGGAAUUUGAGAAAGUUCUAGGGGAGCCAAUGGCACAGGGCCCCCUAUACCCCCCUAAACAACCAACCCCUAAGUUACUCCCACCUCCAGCCCCAGCCAAGGUACCAGAUCUCUCAAGGCAGGGCAGCCUUGAGCCCGCUGUGCCUCCUUUGAGGUUGUACUGAACAGAGCAUGGGGGUGAGGGUGCUAAGGACAAUUUAGGAUGCUCUCCUUUAACUCUGCUCCAGAAGGACUUUGCUAAAAUCUGUGGCUAGGUGGAAGGGACAUUGCGGUACAAAUGUAUAUUUAUGUGUGUCGGUGAGUAUCUGUGUGUGGCUUUGUGUGUGUGUGUGGCUUUGUGUGUGUGUGUGUGUGUGUGUGUGUGUGAAGGCUGUGAUCCCGUCUCCUCAUCAUGUUUCCCAGAAUGGAUGCUGUUUUGUCUCCUCAUGUCUGUGUUGAAGCUGCCAAAGAGGGGUCUGGCCCCCAUGCAGACCCUUUGUAAUUGCUGACUUAUCUCCCCGACUUGGGAGCUAGGGUGCAGCUCACCUCGGGGAAGGAAAUUUCAUGCUUCAAAGUGAUUUCACGUGACUGCAAAGGCUGGGGGUGGGGUCUCUGCUGGGGGGGCAAGGAGCCAGGUGGGAGCUUGUCUCCCCCUACACAGCACCCCAGAUGCCCCUCAUGCCUGAGACCUGGGCCCAGGCCAAUAAACAGUUGACAAUUUCUCUU